AUGACCGGUGGCGACUUCUCUGCUGUUACUGCUCGCCGGACGACGGCUUUAGCCACUGCUUUAAUAAACUUAUACCUGACUGGAAAAAAAUACCCUUCUGGUAUAAGUUAUACCUACGCUUUUAAUCCCACAGAACCAGAAGCAGCAGCAGCAGCAGCAGAAGCGGCGAUCGACACUGAUGGAAACAAUAUGCAUUAUAGUUGCUUUUAUGGUAGAUGGACUGAAGACUAUAAAUAUCUUGAUCAUCAAACAAAGCUUUUUCUAGUACCUGAGUCAAUUCGGUUUGAAGAUUUCAUUAAACAGAUCUUUGAGCUUAUUGAAUUGGAUAGAGAAAAGUUUGAAGCAGUGAUAUGGUUUGAUAUCAACCUUGGAACAAGCAAAGGAAUGCUUGUAUCUAAAGAUUCUGAUCUUCACACAUGUAUAGAGUUGCUAAAAACUCAUUCACUCUUCAAGGGCUGUCAUUUCAUAGUUGAUAUUUCGGAAAGAGUUUUUGCAUCUACAAGCAAUGAACAUGUCAACACAGAAACUCAACAUGACAAUCAAGACAAAUGCCAACAGAUAAUGAAAAUAGAUAUGGUUGAAGCUCAGCCAUUAAAUGAAGAGGUGCUUCAAACAUUUGAUUCUAUUCAAGUAGAAGGACAAAGCAUUAUAGAGAUUGACAACGAACAAGCUUUGGGUAUUCAAGUCUUAGAGAGUGCACCGGUAAUCGAAGAAGUUGCUGAAAAAACCUCAAUCAAAGGACAUUUUGAAUUCAAGGUUGUUAGAUCAAGCUCAACAAGAUAUUCGUUGACAUGCAAUGAUGAUAGGUGUUGUUGGUGUGUGCGUGCUUUCAGAAUUAAAGAUUCAACACUGUUCAAGAUAGUAAAGAUUGAGAAAAAGCAUGACUGCUCUAUUAACACUAUGAAAGCAGAUCAAAGGCAUGCUACUUCAAAGUUGAUUAGUGGUUACAUUAUCGACAAUCUUCGGGACCCAAGAUUUGAAGUUACACCAGCUUUUGUCAUGGCAGAGAUGCAAAAAUUGCAUGGACUAGACAUUGGAUAUCACAAGGCGUGGCGUGCUAUUCAACAUGCUUCCGCUUUAAUAAGAGGAAGUACCGAAGAGAAUUAUGAAUUUUUGUCUUCAUACUUGUAUAUGAUGACAAGUAUAAACCCGGGAACUUAUACUAACAUAAAGAUAGACGACAACAACAGGUUUCUUUAUAUGUUUUAUGCAUAUGGAUCAUCAAUAGCUGGUUGGAAUCAUUGUAGACUAGUGAUUGCUGUUGAUGCAACUUUUUUGAAGUCAAAAUAUCGUGGUGUUUUAAUGAUUUCAGUUUCAAAGGAUGCAAAUAACCAAAGUUUCCCAUUAGCCUUUGGAAUAGCAGAAUCUGAAAAUAACAAUUCCUAUGAGUGGCAUCAAGCUAUUGCAAAUGGCAUUGCAAAGGUAUAUCCUGAAAGCCGUCAUGGGAUUUGCGUCUAUCAUUUGGAGCAGAACCUAAAGCGAAGGAAGGUGAAAAGUGAGGUCAUAAAACUUUUCCAAAGUGCUGCAAGAGUAUACAGGCGCAAAGAAUUUGACCUAUACAUGUCAGAUAUAGCAAAUGUAGAUAAGAAGACUUAUGACUACUUGAUGGAAGAACCACCGGAAAGAUGGGCACGUUCUUGUAGUCCACGACGAAGAUAUGACAUGCUCACAACAAACAUAGUUGAGUCGAUGAAUUCUGUCCUAUUAGAAGCAAGGGAGCUGCCUAUACUAAGAAUGAUGGAUUUCAUUCAAGUGAAGCUACAACGUUGGUUUUAUGAAAGAAGAAAUAAAGCAGAAGGAACAUUUUAUGAUGUUUCUUGUUGGGUAGAGGAGGAAUUGAAGAAAAGAAUAGAUUUAGCAUUUACUUUGAAUGUCUUCCCUGUUGAUUCAUGGCGUUCUAGAGUUGAAGAAGAAGGAAUAACUUUCUUGGUGGACUUAAACAAAAGAACAUGUGAUUGUUUUCAGUUUCAAUUUGAUGAAUUACCAUGCAUACAUGCAAUUGCAGCUAUCAAGAAGAGAAACAUCAAGAAGUCCAACUUUUGUUCGCACUGGUACUUAAAGGAAUCUUGGCUGAAAACAUAUGAAAGACAAAUACAUCCUGUAGGACAUACUGAUUCUUGGAUUGUACCAGAGAGUGUUAAGUUACAAAUUGUUAAACCUCCAGAUUUCAAAGUGCCACCAGGUAGAAGGCAAAAGAAAAGGCAUAUUCCUGCUACCGAGCCAUCAAAAAUAACAUUCAAAUGUGGUCGUUGCAGAAGAAUUGGUCAUAAUAGAACAUCUUGUAUAUAUUCUCCUGCUCUCCAUCCAUUUUCAAGAAAGCAUAGAGAAGAGUAG
Nicotiana attenuata is the source of this 2334-nucleotide messenger RNA. RefSeq lists its product as uncharacterized. Gene Ontology annotation, molecular function: zinc ion binding. NCBI's taxonomy places the organism in Eukaryota, Viridiplantae, Streptophyta, Magnoliopsida, Solanales, Solanaceae. The coding region runs from base 1 to 2334 and encodes 777 amino acids. The transcript has 7 exons. The record is from RefSeq and is a predicted model, not a curated record.